UGAGGUGAGGUCAAAAAUCAGUGAGGGGAUCCUUGGAGACGCUCUCAUAGCAGAGAGGCCGACGAACGGUGAGGUCAAAAUCCCGAGCGAAGAGAGAGGCGGGCAGGAAAGAUGGCGGCGGCCGCACUGCGUCCGGCGAUCCUCCGCCACAUCCGACUCUCGCCCGCCACGGCGGCCCCUCUCGCCGCCGCCGCCGCGGCCGGCCGGCCCCUCGCCCUCGCGCCGUGGCUCGCGCGGCCAAUGUCCUCACACGACGCCCACCUCACCCGCGACGAGGUCGUCGGCCGCGUCCUCGACGUCCUCAAGUGCCACCCCAAGGUCGACCCCUCCAAGGUGACCCCCGAGGCGCACUUCGAGAAGGAUCUGGGGCUGGACAGCCUGGACACGGUGGAGGUGGUGAUGGCGAUCGAGGAAGAGUUCAAGCUCGAGAUCCCCGACUUGGAGGCUGACAAGAUCAACUCGCUUCCGCUCGCCAUCGAGUAUGUCGCCAACCACCCCAUGGCCGGCUGAGUGCCCACCCUUCCGAUUGCCGACCGUGCCAGGGUGAGGCAUUUUCUCGUUUCUGUUUGGGGAUGAUGAAUAAUUGACUGGAGUUGUUCAGGAAAACUGGUCCCUGGUGCUCCGCAAUGUGUCGGUCGCUAUUGGUCUUGGAUGCAACUGUAACAUUCCGCAGUGUCGCUGAUGAACUGGCCUUGUUGGUCGCACGCUUGUUUUUGUAGUAUAUCUGUUUAAUCUAAAUUGGAAUCUACCCAUGUUUUUUGUUCA
Triticum aestivum (bread wheat) is the source of this 765-nucleotide messenger RNA. Its product is annotated as acyl carrier protein 1, mitochondrial. NCBI's taxonomy places the organism in Eukaryota, Viridiplantae, Streptophyta, Magnoliopsida, Poales, Poaceae. Gene Ontology annotation, cellular component: mitochondrion. The transcript is spliced from 2 exons. Gene Ontology annotation, molecular function: acyl carrier activity; acyl binding. The record is from RefSeq and is a predicted model, not a curated record. Bases 112 to 510 code for a protein of 132 amino acids. Gene Ontology annotation, biological process: fatty acid biosynthetic process.